ACUUCUCCUCAGCCCAUUUUAAAUCCUUCUUCGGAGGACUUUCCAGUACUUCCAUCAUCCGGGUCCACAAUAACCUCGUCCCCACAACAAACGGUCGUAUCCAGUCCUUCCCCAGUCUCUACCCCGUCGCUACCUCCAUCUCCCUCGUCUUCCGUCUCCCCAGAUGACAACAGCAGCAACGUCCCUUCGACGCAAGCUAGUUCUCCGCCACCCACUAUCCAACCGUUGCCUCCUCGUAACCGUCGUCUUCCGCCUCAUCUCAAUGACUUUGUUCUUCAUUCCGCAAAGACAGACACUCCGCCUUCCUCAUCAUCUAGUACAUCUUCAUCCGGUACUCGGUUUCCUAUUACUAACUUUGUUCAUUAUAAUAAGUUACAUGACAGGUUGAGCCGGGGGUCUCUUGGAAACAGCUUCCCUACUUUCAAAUAGGGGCAAGUUUGUAGUUGUGGGGUGGUUUCUUUGUUGGAGCUUCCAUUAAUGGCGGAUUUAGUGAAGCAGAUACUGGCAAAGCCGAUUCAGUUAGCCGACAUGGUGAUUAAAGCCGCCGACGAGGCUUGUUCCUCCAAGCAAGACUGCGGUGAGAUUAAGUCCAAGACCGAGAAACUGGCGGCGCUGCUCCGGCAGGCCGCACGCGCCAGCAACGACCUGUACGAGCGUCCGACGCGGCGGAUCCUCGACGAAAUCGAACAGGUCUUGGAAAAGGCUCUGGGUCUGGUCCUCAAGUGCCGAUCCCACAGCAUCGUCAAGCGCGUGUUCUUCAUCAACCUCGCGGCGGCGUUCCGGAAAAUGCAUUCCCAAUUGGAGAACUCCGUCGGGAACGUGUCCUGGCUCCUCCGCGUCUCCGCCUCCGCCUCGGCGGACGAGUGCCUGGGCCUCCCUCCCAUCGCCGCCAACGAGCCCAUCCUAUGCCUGAUUUGGGAGCAGAUCGCGACCCUCCACACCGGCCCUCCCGACGACGCCUCCGCCUCCGACGCCGCCGCCUCCCUGGUCUCCCUCGCCCGCGACAACGACCGGUACGGGAAGCUGAUCAUCGAGGAAGGCGGGGUGGGCCCACUGCUGAAACUCCUGAAGGAAGGCAAACCGGAAGGCCAAGAAAAUGCAGCCAGAGCAAUCGGGCUUCUGGGCCGCGACCCGGAAAGCGUGGAGCAGAUAAUCGUCGCCGGCGCCAGCUCCGUCUUCACCAAGGUCCUCAAAGAAGGCCCGAUGAAAGUGCAGGCGGUGGUGGCCUGGGCGGUUUCCGAAUUCGCCGCCCACUACCCGAAAUGCCAAGACGUCUUCGCCCAGAACCACAUAAUCCGGUUGCUUGUCAGCCAUUUGGCUUUCGAGACCGUCCAAGAACACAGCAAAUACGCCAUCGUCGGGAAAACCACCUCAAUCCACUCCCUGGUUUUGGCCAGCAACAAAACCGCCAAUAAAAAUUCCACCAAUUUGCAUAAUGUGGUUGAAACCACAGUGGCAAUGAAAUCCCAUCAUCAUCAUCAUCAUCAACACCAUCACUACCAGAACAGUCUCUCAAUCAAAUCGAGAGAAUUUGAAGACCCAGAAACCAAAUCUUUCUUGAAGUCAAUGUCAGCCAGAGCACUCUGCCGCCUAGCCAAGAACAACCAUUCAAUCUGCCGGAGCAUAACGGAAUCAAGAGCCCUCCUCUGCUUCGCCGUGCUUCUGGAGAAAGGCCCGGCAGACGUGCAGAACAACUCCGCAAUGGCAGUGAUGGAGAUCACCGCCGUUGCAGAGCAGGAGCCGGACUUGAGGCGUUCGGCGUUCAAGCCCAAUUCCCCAUCCUGCAAAGCCAUCGUUGACCAGCUCGUCCGGAUCAUAGAAAACCCGAAUUCCAAUCUCCUCAUCCCCUGCAUCGUCUCCGUCGGGAACCUGGCAAGAACAUUCCGGGCAACGGAGACGAGAGUGAUAAGCCCACUGGUAAAGCUCCUGGACGACGACGAACGGGAAGCUGACGUGGCGAGAGAAGUAGUCGUCGCGCUGACGAAGUUCGCCAGCAAGGACAACUACCUCCACAUGUACCAUUCCAAGGAGAUCAUAGGGUGCGGUGGGGCCAACCACCUGGUACAGCUGGUGUACCUGGGAGAAUCCAAAGUGCAGAGCUCGGCUCUGGUUCUGUUGUGCCACAUCGCCAUGAAUGUGCCGGACUGUGAGGAGCUGGCGCGAGCGGAGGUGCUCACGGUGUUAGAGUGGGCGUCGAAACAGGCUAACAUUGCCGCGGCGGCGGCGGAUGACAAGGCGGAGACGCUGUUACAUGACGCCAAAAGCAAGCUGGAACUCUAUCAGUCCAGAGGCUUGAGGGGAUUUCGCUGAUUAAAAAAAAAGACACUCUUAUUUGAAACUCUUUUUUCCUCUACGAUCAAUGAUGCUUCAUUAUUUUUUGUUUUAUUUUGUUUGUUUGUAUACAAUUAUACAAAUAUAGUUAGGGAGUAAAACUUUAAAAUAAAAUUUAUAUAGUACUCCCUCUGUCCACCAUAGAUCUUCCCAGACACUAUUCACAGGGUCAAACUUUAUUCACUUUGUUUGCUCAUUUUUACUAGUCAUUUCGUAAAAUAAUAUAGUCUUGUCACCUCU
This is a messenger RNA of Cuscuta campestris, 2571 nucleotides long. The record is from the annotation of a GenBank genome assembly. Lineage: Eukaryota; Viridiplantae; Streptophyta; Magnoliopsida; Solanales; Convolvulaceae.